Molecule: messenger RNA, 285 nt
Organism: Heterostelium album PN500
Lineage: Eukaryota; Evosea; Eumycetozoa; Acytosteliales; Acytosteliaceae
Exons: 2
Coding region: 1-285 (94 amino acids)
Source: RefSeq, a predicted model, not a curated record
AUGAUCACUGCAAAUAUAUAUUGUGAAAGCGAAUGUAUUACAUUUACAUCAAAAGGUUCAGAUAUAAAAGAUGAUUAUAUAAAACAAGAAUAUCAAGAAGAGGUUAUAGGUGGACCUUUUCAUUCGAUGAUCAAAGAAAUACUUUCGAUACAAGAGUUGACCAAUAAAGAGUUAACUGUUUUUGUAAAUAAAGAUAAAGAAACAAAGAUGCAACAACAAGCUUCAGAAAAAGUUACCUCAUUAAAGAGAAACUUGGAAGAAUUGUAUUCUUUAUCCUACACUUAG